Messenger RNA from Schistocerca nitens (vagrant locust), 1771 nucleotides. RefSeq names its product transmembrane protein 68. Lineage: Eukaryota; Metazoa; Arthropoda; Insecta; Orthoptera; Acrididae. The transcript has 7 exons. Gene Ontology annotation, cellular component: membrane. The record is from RefSeq and is a predicted model, not a curated record. The coding region runs from base 316 to 1272 and encodes 318 amino acids. Gene Ontology annotation, molecular function: acyltransferase activity.
AAACCGAAAAUGGUAUAAUCAAGAAAUGAUGCAUAGCUUCAUCGUCGCACUUCUCUCGCGACACACAUUCCUUCACUUAACGGUAUAUUCGACUCGUAAUACCAUGCAUGCUAUUGCGAAACUGACAUAUCUUCUAGCGCGUUGUUUUCCAUCACAGGAGAGUGACUACGUGUGUUGACAUACAAAUGUGACCAGUAAGCAUGGUCCGUGCGUCAAUUAUUUUAAGUUUGUCACAGUAAAAGUGACGUACCGCAAGUGCAGCACACCAUACGAUUUCCUACUUAUAUAAGCAAUAAGUGUGCAAAUUUUAUAGGAAUGACAGUUUUGACAAAUGUCACAAGAUAUUUUGAAAAUGCAAUUGUUGAAUACAUAGAUGUCCACUUUACGUUGUGGUUGACAUGGCUUUUAGCGCCGCUUCUGCUUACGUUCAUGUUACCUCUAGUCGUAUUUUUAAUGUUCUAUAUGAAUGCCGUUAUACUCUACAUUUACAAGCUACAUAGGGAACGUCUUCGACAUGCAUACGAGACAGACUUCUGGGAUGGUGCUCGGAAAACAAUUGCUGCCUUAUGGGACGCCCAUGGCUGGCUUUGGCAUGGUUAUGAAGUAAAUGGAAUGGAUAACAUCCCAGAUGAAUCACCUGCCUUAAUUGUUUACUAUCAUGGUGCUAUUCCUGUUGACUUGUAUUAUUUUAUAUCAAAGGCCUACCUUUUUAAGAAUCGUCUUAUACAUACAGUUGCAGACAGGUUCCUCUUCAAAAUACCAGGUUGGACAAUUGUAUCUGAGGUGCUGGGAGUGAUACCUGGCACAGUGCACACAUGUGCUAAUAUACUGAAGGAAAAUAACCUGCUUGCUAUUUCACCAGGCGGUGUGUAUGAAGCACAGUUUGGAGAUUCAUACUACAGACUAAUGUGGAAGAAAAGACUCGGUUUUGCAAAAGUUGCACUUGAAGCCAAAGUGCCAGUUAUCCCAAUGUUCACACAGAACUUGAGGGAAGCAUUUCGCAGUAUUGGUCUUGGUGGUCGUCUUUGGUUGAGACUGUACAACAUCACAAGGUUCCCUCUUGUUCCCAUAUAUGGGGGAUUUCCUGUUAAGCUUAAGACCCACAUUGGUAAACCAAUACCGUAUGAUGGCAGCCUCACACCAGAACAACUGCAGGCUAAGAUAGCUUCUGCUUUGGAAGAUCUUAUCCGGAAACACCAGCGGACACCUGGAAGUAUUUUAAGGGCACUAAAGGAACGAGUUUAUGAAACGCCUAAAGAAAAAGAAACAUAAUACCUUUUCUUUUCUAUUUGCAGUGGAUUAGUGACAGAUUUUGAACAACGAUGAAGUAUUAUAUCUACUUACUGCCAUUUAUAAAUGAGAAAAAAAUGAGGAGAAAAAGGCAACUCUUCAUUGGUGGUGUUUUUAUGAAUUAUAAUUAAUUCUAAUUGUGAUGUGUUAUUUUCACACUAACUCAUGUAUUAGAAAUAUAUAAAAGAGCCUGAUCUUAAUUUGAUGUGUAUGGAAACACUGUGCUUGAUUUAAUUUAUAUUAUUUUUGGAACUGGUGUAAGCUGGUCUUACAUGUCUUGUUUUAUCAUAAAGAAAGGAUGAUCAUUGAAUUUUUCUAUCAGGUGAUGAAUGUUUACAUUUUAGCACUUUUUCCCCUCUCUUUGUGUCAGUGGUGUAGAUUUUUCAUGAGCUUGAUUUAUGGAAUAUUAUAUUCUUCUAUGUGUAAUACAUGCUUCGGAAACAGUAUUUUGCUUCAUCAUUGAUGUAACAAAAAUACAAGA